AUGGCCCCAGCAGUCGCUCAGCCCGCCGCAGGCGCCGCGCGGAAGCUGACGUCACCGCAGACGUCAGCGCUGUACGCGGUGAUCCUGUUCCUCAUCGUGCUGUCGCUGCAGCAGGUGAACCGCGCCACGCUCGCGUCCUCCAAGCCGCUCACCAUCGUCGGCGGCUUCGUCAGCUCGCUGCUCUUCCUGCUCGCGCUCACGUUCUUUAGCAACAUGCAGGAGGCCAUGGGAGCAAGAUCCGGAUGGGGCGUUGUAUUUUUGUCGCUCUUCAUUGCCACAGUUGCUGCUGCUUCAGUCCAUGGUGUCUGUGCCACUACAUGCAUUCUCUUCUCUGCUGGCCUGCUAUUUGAGGUGCAGCGGGUGUCUGUCGCUGCUUACCCCUCCGCAGAUUUGCUGAUCCCGGCUGAAGCGGCGCGGAAGAAGCCGUGGGUGGGCGUCAACUUGUCGCUCAGCCUCAUGUCCAAACCGAUAGACGUCAAGACGGCCAUCGCGAUCGUCAAGCAGCGGGGGUUCGCGGCCGUCAAGACGUUCUACCCCGUGCCCGAAAUCCUAUCCGCCCUCGCAGGCACGGGGCUGCAGGUGAUGACGUCAGUGCCCAACGACCGCCUUUACGACUUCGGCAAGAGCGACGCGGCGGCGCUAGGAUGGCUAGACGAGUAUAUCGUGCCGUACGUGACGCGCGGCACGAACAUAAUCGCCAUUGCGGUGGGCAACGAGCUGAUGGGGCCAGGCACGGGGUACACGCUGGUCGUGCCCGCCAUGGAGGCGCUGUACCGCGCGCUGCAGACGCGCCGCCUGCACCGGCGCGUGAAGGUGGUGCAUCCGCAGCACAUGGGGUUUCUGGCCAACACGUACCCGCCCUCGCAGUCGGUCGUCGACCCGCUGUAUGUCGGCGAGAUGCGCAAGAUGCUCGCGUUCCUCAACCGGACCGGCUCAUUCACGGUGCUCAACUGCUACCCGUUCUUCCCGUACAAGGACGCGGGCGGCAAGGUGAGCUACGACUACGCGCUGUACCGCGGGUACAAGGGCUUCUACGACGGGCGGCGCUACUACCAGAACCUCAUGGACGCCAUGCUCGACGGCGCCGUGUGGGCCUUUGAAAAGCUCGGCUACCCCGACAUGCCCUACAUGAUCGGGGAGGCAGGGUGGCCCACGGGAGGUAACCCAGCAGCCACGCUCCUCAAUUCCAAGCGCUGGACCACGGGCUUUCUAGCGCGCGCCAACGCCCUGCGCGGCACGCCCAAGCGCCCGGGCACGCCCAUCCGGGCCUUCCUCUUCGAACUCUUUGACGAGGAUCUCAAAGACACCUCCCCGGGCCCGUUUGAACACCACUUUGGGUUGUAUUACGCUAAUGGUACGCAGAAGUAUGAACUUGAUGUGCUUGGCGUCCCGAGCAAUCUCCCGCCGUCGAAACCGCCUAAGAUGUGGUGCGUACAGAAACCGACGGCCAGCGACGCGGCCGUGGGCGGCGGGGUGUCGUGGGCGUGUUCGAAGGAGGGUGGGGGGAUUGAUUGUGCGCGGGUGGGGAGUAAGUGCGGGGCGGAGAUGAAGGCGACGGCGGUGUACAACGCAUGGUUCCAGAAGCAGGGGCAGACGAGAGAGGCGUGUGACUUUGGCGGCACGGCGCAGGUGACGUUGAGGAACCCGUCCAAGGGGGCCUGCCAGCUGCACGGACGGCCGCUGGGGGUCAAGUGA
Messenger RNA from Closterium sp. Yama58-4, 1695 nucleotides. NCBI's taxonomy places the organism in Eukaryota, Viridiplantae, Streptophyta, Zygnematophyceae, Desmidiales, Closteriaceae. The record is from the annotation of a GenBank genome assembly.